AUGGACCUCACAGGCUUCGGAGAUGCUCAACAAGUGGUUGUCUUGUCGUCGCCAAAGAAGGGCACCAAAGCAGCAGCUCCCCUUGCCAUCGCGGACGGUGAUGUAAACGAGAAGCUGGACACGGAAGAGGUAAAGGCCAAGGACGCACAGGACACCACGGACUUGCUCGCGGAGAACCCCGACUUCGAGGUAGGGGCCAAAGACACGCAGGACGCCAAGGACUUGCUCACAGAAAACCCCGACUUGGAGGUAGAGGCCAAAGACCCGGAGGACAAGGAGGCAGACAACACACAGGAAACACAGGCAGAGGACGCGGUGGAAACCAAGGAACAGGACGCCGGCUCGGACUCGGAUUCCUCGUACUCGAGUUCUUCAUCAUCUUCCUGGACAUUGCCAACGGAUUGGGGCUCAUGGACCUCGGAAUGGCACGACGUCUGGCAAGAGGCGCUCUAUCUUCCGGAGCGGUCGGCAGGGGAGAGCCAGGAGAAGGCGGACAUCGCCAUGACUAUGUUGAGGGCUGUGCACCGGGCCAAGCUUCAAUGGGACCGCGCCAACUCAUUCCUCGCUUUGCACACCAUGGAGCACGCAAUCAUCGCGGCGAAGAUGACACACAUCGGGUCUCUCAUCCACAACAUCAACGAUUCAAGGGAGUUCUGCAUUAAAGACCUUCCGCUGAUUGAUGCCCCCAACAACAAGGGCCAAAAGUUCAAGGAGUUCUUCCACAUCGUAGAGGGCGUUUCUGCUGCAGAUUGUGAUUUGAUCCGCAAUAUCUACAACUCGGACCCACUUAAGGUUAACGAGCUACCUGACUCAGUGCGUCCUCGUGAUGCCCUUGGAGACUCCUGCGUAUUGCAAUUGGCCAUAUCUCCUGAGCAGGACGGCACAUACACGGUGCUGAAGUUCUUUCACUCCACCGCCUUCAUUCCUCUGGGACUUGCCAAAGCCUUCUGUGCACAGAAGGUAAGUGUCAUCAACUACCAGGUGGCAAACAACAACGACCACGUCAAGUGCGCUUUCCUCUACAUUCUCCAGCGCCUCCAGGGAGAGCAAUGGUUGACAUUCAUUUCAUUCAACACGCAGCGAGAGUGGAAUUUGCAUAGCAAAGUUGAUGUGGAUUACAGAGAGCAAGUCGCAGCACCGGCCUGGCUGCCAGAUUUGCGAGACGGCUCAUUGGCUCCGAAAGGCGGCAGCCGCCGUUUCCAGAGUCUGAUCUGGGGUCUCCUGGGCCUCCUGUUGUCUGCCCCGGCCUCGCCCCUUCCCUUUUCGCCACUGCUGCUGGGCCUUGGCCAAAAACGUGACCCUCUGCUCCUCCGUCCUGGUGGGUGGUGCUGGGAACUUCUCCUGGAGGACUUUCACGAGGGGCUGGCGCUCCAUCCGAACCGGUUUGAGCCUCAUCUUGACCAACUGGGUGCUGGCGUUGUGUCUGCCAAAGCCAUGAAGAAGGACGACUCGGGUGAUGGCAAAAACUGGGAGCCCAGCGACGAUGAGCUACGCGCAGGUAUCGCCUAUAUCAGUGACUAUGCGCCUCUGUCCAACACCAAGAACGAGCAGUUCUUGUGGUGUCUACUCAAUGUUCGCGACCGCGCUUCUCCCAUCUAUGGCUGGCCCCAUCAUGUUGUCAACAAGGCUUGCAUCAAUCGGACCACAGGCAACUCACAGACUGAUCCAGAAUACUUCUUUCCACUUCUACUACAUGACUUGGACCAAACCUUCUUGGAGAAGGUCGUGCCAAUGGUGAUGCCCACAAUGACUGGGCAUGGGCUUAUCCUCUUGGGCCGUGCAGGUGUCGGGAAAACGCCUACUGCCAUCAUCCUCGCCCUGGCCGUCGCUCGCCACCUCGUGGUGAUUCGUGGUCUUGAUGGCCACAUUCCCGGAUUCAGAAGAUCCAAGCAAAUCGACGGAUUCCGCGAGAGGCCUGGCGAACUACAUGUGCCGGUGCUUCUCGACGAUCCUUUGCUGUGCUCCAUGAAUAUGGAGGAUCUGAAGUCCUUCCUCGACGUGGCAGAGAACACCUUGGUUGAGCCAAACAUUAACAUGGGCGACAAGACCGGCUGGGAGGCCUUCAAAGACAUGUUCAGUCCUGCGGUCAACAAUGCUUUUCUCCCCCACGUGAUGGCCAUUUUGAGGCGAUCCUCGGUGGUCAUUCACCGGUUCGACUCCUGCUCUAUGCUGAAGGAUUGGUUGAAGCCAACCAAUAAGAAGUUCUACAACCUCUACAAGGAAGGCCAGCACGUCAAAUACCCCGGCUAUCAAGAAGCACUUGAAGCUGAAGCCAAUCUGGUAAGUGAGUUGCUUGCCUCUCCUUCCGAGAAGGAGUAUUUGGCCAGAGGACGUUCCCACGAUCAGUGGGCUGAGAGGUACGGCGCGGAACUGACCACACCAAGAAGCAACAUGUCGACGGCAGCCAUCACCACGAGCCCAGCGAUGACAUCGCCGCCGGCUAAGCAACAGAGGAAAACAUACGGGCCGAAUUUUGUUUGGGAUCUCUCUCACAAGUAUAACACAGCCACCCCCAAGAACAUUGAAGAGCUCUGGGCUCUCUUUGUGGGGACGAAGAUUGGCUUUACCGUGGACUACCUGAAGUACCAUAGCUUCCUGGAGUUCUGCGCAUGUGAACUAUGUCCAUUACAGCUACAUCUCAGCAUCAAGAUCGGCGACGAGAUCACACCUCAAGCUCUUCGUGCAUACCAUCAACACCUCCAUCUCAAGGUCUUUCCACCGAACCGCAAGAGUACAGUCAAAGAGCUUGUGGCUGAUGGACAUCAAAAAGCCCACAUCAAAUGCGCAAACUCGCGCAAGCACGCAGGCAAACCUCCCAGUCAUGGUCGCAUCAAGCCGUUUGGCCAUGGCUGGUUCAUGCUGGUCCAUCCUCGGGAUCUACGCAUUCUGGCUUUCAAAUCCAUGUCUGUCCCGGACAACAAUGCGAUACUCCAUGAUUCGCUUCUCGAAAUCUUGCCCUUGUACAAGAACUUGGAUGGCGUAAUCAUGGACCGUGCCUGCGGUUUCUUGCCCACAGCCCAGGCCGACAAGAACUUGAAACAGAUCAAACACUGGAGCAUGGUUGGCUACGAGAUUUACGGGGGCAAACUCCUCAGCGUGUGA
This is a messenger RNA of Symbiodinium necroappetens, 3102 nucleotides long. NCBI's taxonomy places the organism in Eukaryota, Dinophyceae, Suessiales, Symbiodiniaceae. The record is from the annotation of a GenBank genome assembly.